Molecule: messenger RNA, 4725 nt
Organism: Opisthorchis viverrini
Lineage: Eukaryota; Metazoa; Platyhelminthes; Trematoda; Opisthorchiida; Opisthorchiidae
Exons: 3
Coding region: 1-4725 (1574 amino acids)
Biological process (GO): microtubule cytoskeleton organization; protein phosphorylation; intracellular signal transduction
Cellular component (GO): cytoplasm
Molecular function (GO): tau-protein kinase activity; protein serine/threonine kinase activity; ATP binding
Source: RefSeq, a predicted model, not a curated record
AUGAAUCAACUGCUUGUCAACGUAAUGACGGGUUUAGCUGCACUAACUACGUUGCUUGCUUGGUUGUUGGUCUGUUCGCCGAGCGACGGGUUUACACUAACUACGUUGCUUGCUUGGUUGUUGGUCUGUUCGCCGAGCUUGGCAGUUGGAUUGCAAACGUUUCAUCACCAAUCGAUCGAGCAUCGUCAGUGCAGGGUUGAGUGGUUCACUGGUUUCUUUUGUUUCACGUUUCAGGCUUUGUCUGACCGGGUCGUGUUCUACACUCCGGACCAUGACACCAAAAUCGCUGGUCUGUACGAUCUGCAGCACACGAUUGGACGGGGUCACUAUGCCGUAGUUAAACUUGCUCGUCACGUUUUCACUGGGGAGAAAGUUGCGGUCAAGGUCAUUGAUAAAACCAAACUUGACGAUGUUGCACAAGAUCACCUCUUCCAGGAAGUUGUAUGUAUGAAAUUAGUCCAACACCCAAAUGUGGUUCGUCUGUACGAGGCUUUGUCUGACCGGGUCGUGUUCUACACUCCGGACCAUGACACCAAAAUCGCUGGUCUGUACGAUCUGCAGCACACGAUUGGACGGGGUCACUAUGCCGUAGUUAAACUUGCUCGUCACGUUUUCACUGGGGAGAAAGUUGCGGUCAAGGUCAUUGAUAAAACCAAACUUGACGAUGUUGCACAAGAUCACCUCUUCCAGGAAGUUGUAUGUAUGAAAUUAGUCCAACACCCAAAUGUGGUUCGUCUGUACGAGGUGAUCGACACACCGGCUAAGUUGUACUUGAUUCUGGAACUCGGUGACGGGGGUGAUUUGUACGACUACAUCACCAAACAGGGGUGCGGAUUGCACGAAAAAGUGGCCAAGCGUUAUUUCCGUCAAAUCGUCACAGCCAUUGCUUAUUGUCACAAAUUGCACGUUGUUCACCGUGAUCUCAAACCCGAAAAUGUCGUCUUCUUCGAAAAACUUGGUGUGGUAAAACUCACGGAUUUUGGCUUCAGUAAUCGUUUCACGCCGGGAAUGCAUUUGGAUACUGCUUGCGGCUCUUUGGCGUACUCAGCUCCAGAAAUUCUUCUUGGUGAUCCUUAUGAUGCCCCAAAGGUGGAUAUCUGGUCUUUGGGUGUGAUUUUAUAUAUGUUAGUUUGCGGUCGACUACCUUUUCAGGAGGUUACCGACAGUGAAACAGUAACCAAAAUUAUGGACUGUGAUUACAUCAUACCCGACUAUCUCUCCCCAGAAUGCAAACGUCUCAUCAGUCGGUUGCUGGUUCGUGAACCGGAGAAACGUGCUCAUUUAGAUGAUGUUUUGCUGGCAGACUGGUUGAAGCCGUGUGAGUCGGAUGAGUUACCCAUUGAGAUGUUUUCCGUCCCGCUUGUAUCCCGUGAAUGUCUAUCAUUCGAGGAUCAUAUGGAAAUUCUUUCCAAGAUGUCUGAAGGUCAGUUGGCCACAGUAGAGGAGAUUCAGUCGACUCUAGAUCGGAAUGAGUACAAUCACAUUGCAGCAACCUACUAUUUGUUAGCUGAGCGUAAACUGAAACGCAACUAUGUUGAACAAUACAAGGUUCUAAUGAGACAGGCCCAGAUGAGUGAAAAACUGCAGCGACAGCAGCAACAACAACUGCAGGAGAACUCGUGCCCACCUGAGAAAUCCUGGGUCGCUCAGUACAACGAGAUGUCUGGAAAAUCGGUCAACACGAACUCGGCCGUUCUUACCGGUACUCGCGUAGUUUCCUCGGUAAAUCAGACUGCCAAUCAGACCCCUGCGCAACCAACAGAAGAGCGUAUCAGACGAUUCAGCAUGAUCUUGGAGGAUGAGGAAGAAGAAGAGGAAGAGGAUCACAGGUCCCCAAUGAUUUCCACUUUUCGACAGUAUUUGGCUGAGGAGUAUGAGCGAGCUGGUCUUGUUGAUAAUGUCACAGCAGACAACAAGGUGCUUGAGUCCUGUUUAUCCGAGACCCUCAUGGAGGAGGAAGAGGAGGAAGAACUGAUGACCGUCGCAAAUCUGGCGUGUGUUCGAUCUGAUCUACUGGCGGAACAGGCUGGCAAUACCGCAACACUUGGCUUCAACAGUUUUUCCGAUCAUCUUUCCAACGCACCUGCUUUGACAAGACCAUGUUCUAGAACCAGUGGCUCAGGACUGGAGGCCUCUGACGGUGCUGAAUCUGAUGCUUCGCUGAGCAAUUGGAGUACUGGUGGUAGCACCGCUAUAGGUUCGGCCCCUACUGCCCGCGUCUUACACCCAGUGGAACUUCGUCGUAAAUCACAUUAUCGCCGAGGUGCCAUCCACCAUAGGCCGUUGAUAUCUGUUAAGAGUAGCCCACAGUUGUUGAAGCACAUAACAGAAGAAGACUGGAACGGUAGCAUUGGUGGAUUGGAUAAAGAUGGGACAUUCGCGUCGAACAAGCUUGACAGUGACUUUGAAUCUGAUUCAUCACGGCACAAUAAGCACAAAUUUCCAGAGUACGCAACCGGGACGCAUUCUUUACGCACUUCAUUUCGCACACGUUCCCAACGAGUUUCUUUAGAUGAACAAUCGAUGGGCCUCCGUUCCCGCCUUUCCUGGACCGGCCAAGGGGUCCGCUCAACCACUCACAGUCCCACACGGACAAGGAGAUUUUUCACAUCCACUGGUUACACAUCACGACCUACGAGUUGGAACACGGCCUUCAAUAUGAGUAUUCUCAAUGAAUUUCGCCGUCGCUCUGUCUGCUCGUCGCCCGUUGAACAAUCCAACCAAACAGGUGGCUUGCUGCCAAGACGAAAACCGCCAUAUCAGCCCUCUCAGAGCCUUGUCAGUGGCCGCAGCCAACUAAGCGAUCGACGUUGCAGUGGGCCACCGGGUUUAAUGCUGUCCGUAUCCAACUUUUACCAACUGAACACAAUUGCACCCGCGCCUAGUCGUUCUGGCUCGGAGUCCUCUUUUCCUGAGCAGGGUGACCACCAUUUCAGUCGGUUGCCGGAAACCUUAGAAAGCGGAAACUAUCUAGGUAUUCGACAGAAAUCCGGUUUGACAGAUCUGCCCAGAGAGUCAACUUCGGGCUUGCACACUGGUGAGGCCACUGGAUCAAAAGUAAACAACCACGCCGAUACCCACCGUUUAACUGCUAACUCUAUGACAGAGUAUAACCGACUACCAAGGUCUGAAACUCAUUCACCCACACAUCAAAUCUCCACACCCCAACGGUGCGCAUUGACCAGAUCUCCUCAUCGCGGUUUUAGCCCGACCCACAGGGUUGAUAAUUGGUGUAGGUCUGCGCCUUUGCUAUAUGGUGCCGAAUCAUCAUCCGUCAGUGAUACGUGGAGUCCCGGUUCGGGAGUUGCUCCCAACGGUACAACUCUGAGCUCUAUAAAUGGGGCUCUGUUGUCACAGGCAGGACCCACCGGCCUACGAGAACAUUGCACUCCUAUUCGUGAGGAAGAAGAUGAAGUUCUACGUUCAGGAGAGGUCAAUCAUCCUGUACCCUAUUCAAAAACUAUAGAGCCAAGUUACAAUCGAAGGAGACGCUCAGAGUCCUCAGACGUUCGUACCAGGUCAGCAGCUUUGCCGAAUUCGGAUGUAAUACGAACACUGGACUCAGAAUCUAUAUAUGCUCUAAAUCAAUCAGCAAUGAAUCCAUCAAGUUCCUGCGUUGACCGUACGAUGCCCAUCUCCCAACUAACCAAUUCAAAUUUUUCCCUCAGCUCCCUGGCCACCAGCCUCAGAGGUUCUCGGCAUAUGUUAGAUGUAGUCCGUGGCACAUUUGAACUCCAAUACCAUUACGGCCGUAGGACCGGUGGUUCCGUCGCUGGCGGCAGUAGUGGUGGUUAUCCGUCCGGACGUGCUUCAGCUUCAGCUUCUGUCCGUAGCUUGACAGCGAUUUCAGAGAGCCUCCCUAUCAGCACUGGUCUUAGCAGUGAUUUGCCAAUAAAUUCAUCGCGUAAAACAGCUCACUUCCGCUCUGGGUUGUCCUACGACCCUUCACUCACCAAAGGAAACACAGCUGGACGUCGCGCCAUCGCUGCUCGUCGUUCAGCGGCACUAAAUGUCAGCGGUCCACUUUUCUCAGGUCAUCGUUCACUCCACCACAACACCGAUCCCUCUGAUCACCUUUGCAUGACUUCUGAAAUGAUGCAUGGGUACGAUGUGGAGCGAGAGCAAAGGCAUCCUAACGACGGUCCUCUGCCACUCCGAAAUUCUCCCACAGCUGAGUGGACAAAUGUGCACUCCACAGAAUCCUCACUUGAAUGUCGUCAGGCAUCUUCCACAGUUCGUGGACUACAAGUUUUGCGACCUAAUGGUCUCCAUUUCUCCUCACCCACUUCUGGAUCUCAUACUAGAUCAGAACUUACAUCAGCUGGCUUAUGCGGUUUGCGACCUCAAUCAGCUUCCGGAGCCACUAUCCAUCCACUAGGUUCACAAUUCAAAAUCGGAUUGUCUCCUUUCAUUUCUUCGAUUCCUGCUAGCAUGGUGGGAUUUGACAAAGAUGGUGAUCUCAACCUAAUCGAUCGGAACACGAAGCGUACUUUAUCUGCUUCCGGUGACCAAGGACAACAGCGCCAGGGUAAUAAUAGCAGUAGUAAUGCCAGCACAGACAAAAAUAACAAUAAUAGUUUCAUCACAGCUGAUAAUGUGCACUUUCCUGAUUCCAAUCACAUGGUUUCUACCUUAGCACCUUGCAAGCGGACACGUUCUAGACAUCUGGUUCACACGUUGUUCCAAAAACAUGACCAUAAGGUUGCAUGCUGUACAAUAUCUUGA